Messenger RNA from Cydia fagiglandana, 1756 nucleotides. RefSeq lists its product as uncharacterized. The transcript is spliced from 2 exons. Bases 86 to 1060 code for a protein of 324 amino acids. The record is from RefSeq and is a predicted model, not a curated record. NCBI's taxonomy places the organism in Eukaryota, Metazoa, Arthropoda, Insecta, Lepidoptera, Tortricidae.
UGCCGCCAGAUUGGCAACUUCAGUACUCGAUAGACAAAGUUAUUAUGGAAGUUAAAUCACAGCCAAAAUAAGAGUACUAAGCCCGAUGCAGCGUAGAUCAAACGACUUUUUAAUGAAGCUGGUAAAAAUGGAGAAGGACAACGGUAAUAAAGAUACCAGCGUGGCAGGAUGUUCAUCUAUAAAUCUUGGCACAAUUAAAGUGGAAGAAACCGAGACUUCACCAAACGUAAUAAUAAAAACCGAACCUACUACUCCAGGUUAUGAAGCGAAUAGUAACGAAAAUGUAAAAAGGGAAAUCGACAUCAAGCCAAGCUUUAUAAAAACUGAACCUCCAGAUGAACACGUAAGCGUUACUGCGACGAAACUGUUUUCUAAAGUGGACUUUAAUCCAAAAAGGCCGAAGUUAGAAGUCAAAAAUGACGAGCCUAAUGUAAAACACGAGGAUACAAAAAGCGUAAAAAUAGAGCCAACCAAUAAAGGAUAUCGUUGGAACAAAUUAGAAACUUCAUCUUUCGUGCCCAACUAUUAUAUGUGCCAACAACACCAACCACCGCGGAAAUCCUGGCGUUAUAUGUCAGUGGGUCAGUUGUCAAAGAAUCAAAGAAGGAAGAGAAACAAAUUAUCAAAACCUGGGUACCCCGAAAAACAAGACCGGGUACACCGUGAAGCCACGGCGAUUCGCAUGACCCGACUAAUCAUGGAGUUAGAUAUGGACAAAGGCGUACCUAACCCUGGUUUUGACGCGUACGUUUUUGAUCGAAUCAAAGAACAUGUUCAUGAGCGUUUUAAAAAAAUGUUCCCAGCAAAAUUGUUCACAGAACGGGGGUUAAUUAGUUACCUUAUUAAAAGGUAUGGUGAGGUUUACGGUAUGACCUAUAAAGAUCCGAUUUUGUUAAAGCAGGUCCGCGAAGAAGCCUUAAUGACGUCUAAACCUGAAGAAACUAAGAAUCAGCCAAUAGAAACGUCAAAUAGUUCGAAGCAAACACCACAAGAUUUACAAUUUCAGUCGGCAGUGGCACAGGUAGAAUCAGAUAUACUGUCAUGUCAGAGUAAAAACUAAAGGUGAGAUUGUUAAAAACUAGUUUGGUUCGCGGAAAGGAAGCGGAAUAAUUAUAGGCCUAGGAUCUAAUAGUUUGAAAACACCUGGGGCCGAUUGGAUAACAACUUGUUACUAAUAAUAUUUAGCGUAAGUCUCUUAUUUCCAAUUCCUUUGAUUUGAAAGACAAACCCCAGGUUUAAAAGACUGUAUUUUUGUAUUUUUUUGCACACAACGUUAAUGGCAAGAUGUGUCUUUCCAUAGAAAAGGGUCCAAAUGCUUCAUCUGCAAUAAGGACCUUUUUAUCUAUUAGAAAAAAAAUUUUUUCAAGGAAUAAGAUAUAAAAUACAAUAACAAAACUUAUAAACUGUUAUUAAAAUUAAGUAUUAAUUAAUUACGGUACCUACUUACAGGUGAAUUUUAUUUUAUCGAAAUUUCUAUUGGAAUUUCUGAUGGAUUCUUUUUUAAACUUAGUUCGUAGCGUAAUUCGUUCCUAAGAAGAAUUGUAUUAUCAAGCGUACUGACUGUUAUAAUUACCCACGGUAGAUUUUAUUAUUUCUUUAAAUAACGUUGUUGAAUCCGAUUAUAAAAAACUAUAAUAUUGUGAUUAAUUGAUUAUAUGUAGGUAGGUAGUUAGUAAUUAUUUGGAAUGUUUGUUGCUUCAUAUUAUAUGCCUACUAUAAUUAUAAGGAAAGUAAAAAGUACCUACCCAAGUAUAAA